ACAACAGGGCCACCAGAGUGCACUGAUGUCACUGCAGCAGUAGCAGAUUCUGUACAAACAACACAGACUAUUAAAUCUCAGUCAAUGUCAUAUGUUCUUUCAAAGAAAAACUCCAGCAAAGAGCAGACUUUCUACAGAAAGAACAAAUAUGACGAUAAAGUUCCAGAGAACACAAAUGCAUUAGAAGUGCUCUUGGAAAUGCGAAAAAAAAUUGGCUGGGUAGUUGAUAUUCCAAGACAUGGUCCCAGUUCAAAAGAGAAGAUGUGCAAACUAAAAGAUAUUCCACAUACUAACAAAGAAACAGAGAAUACAAAAGAGGAUGAUGGAGAAUUUUUCUACUGCUUGCCCAGCAAUCGAGGCCACUUGAGAGCUCAGUAUAACCCCUAUGACCUGCAGGUGGUGUCAGCUGAUACAGCACGAUCUGAAAAUAUGUUUUUCACAAUCAGUGCUUCAUAUGUUACAAUGUGCUAUGAGACAGAAGAUGAGAGGAAAGAAUCUAAUGUAACCCCUGCUCUUUGGUGGUUAUGGGAGAGACGACUCUUUUAUAAGGUUUUCAAGCUUUCCUUCUUCGUGAAAUUCAGAUUGUGGAAAACUUUUAAACAAUGGAAACACAUAAUUCAUAGACAGAGAAACAAAGGAGCUCAAGGAAAACUGUAUAGAUCUCUUUUCAUGCUGAAUGAAGUUCUCCAAGGCUGUUUGAUACAUGUACAAAGUUUGUGUGAAAAUGCAAGGAAUGUUAUCAAAGAAGGAGACACAAGCAGCGUUAUCUCCCUUCUAGAGCUGGAACCAGUUGUGACCAUGACCUUACAGAAGUUUGAAAGUAUUCAGAAAAAUAGAUGCGACAGAGCUUUGCAGCAACUGUUUUCACUUCGGGAAAACAUAGUUCACAUUGCCUGGGAGUCAUGUACUACUGUAGCAGAAAUGGAAGGCAUAUCACAAGGAAUCAGAGAUAACAAGAACAGUGGAGUACACUUACAACUUCAAGCUGUUCAAGGCGGUUGUCAAUCUCAGCAAGAAAAAAUAAGUCACAAAGAAAUUUCAGAGAAGAACGAAAAAG
Messenger RNA from Candidula unifasciata, 1057 nucleotides. The record is from the annotation of a GenBank genome assembly. Lineage: Eukaryota; Metazoa; Mollusca; Gastropoda; Stylommatophora; Geomitridae.